Messenger RNA from Penicillium brasilianum, 1984 nucleotides. The record is from the annotation of a GenBank genome assembly. NCBI's taxonomy places the organism in Eukaryota, Fungi, Ascomycota, Eurotiomycetes, Eurotiales, Aspergillaceae.
CCGUCCCUGACUAAGGCCAUCUGUCCACACCGCCAUCCCAAACGGGUGAUAGGAAUUCAUCAAAUUAUUAUGCGUGAACUUCCAAACCCGACACUCCGAGAUCCGCCAAUUCUACUCUCAAACUUUCACUCCCCAAUUUCGCACCGAAUUGACCACACUGGCCACUGCGCCAGUGUCUGAGUGAUCCCAAUGGCCUCCUCGUGGUGCUGGAGCUGCCUCUCGCGGCUUCGCGCAACACCAUCACCUCGAGCAAUCCUCCCUCCGCAGUCCAUUACACCCCGAAUCACGACCGCUUCCUUCCACUCCUCCGCCGUGCAAUAUGCCAACCCAACAAAGAAAAAGAGUACCAUCGUGGCAGUGAAGUAUCGUCAGGGUCAGACCCUGCGCCGAAAGAAGAAGAAGACCACCGAGCGUGCGCGUCCUCCGGCCGUCGGCGAGCGCAAGGCUUUGCGGAAACGUAUUGUCUUGAGUAACCCCAAUGCCCUUGAGAUUGAGGGUAUGCAGGAUCUGUCUUUGGAGACUAUGGUUGAUGCUCGUCUGCGUGGCUCCGUGCUGGGUCUGCCGGUGCCGAUGCUGGACCAAUUGAGAGCUGUGCAGGCUUUCCAGCCUAAGCAAGGCUGGUCUAUAUUCCGCCGGCCGGGUACCGUUCUGCGUCGGGAUACUUUGGAGAUGGCUCGCUUGUUUGAGAAGAUUUCUGGAGAGGGUGAUUCCGCCGAGAAGGGCAAGGUGGUUAAGAAGAUUAUCACGGGUUUGAAGGGCUCUGGCAAGACUGUGCAUCUGCUGCAGGCUAUGGCCAUGGGUUUCCUUAAGAAGUGGGUUGUGGUCACAGUUCCUGAUGCCCGAGACCUCGUAUCCGGUGAUACCACCUACUCCCCGAUCGAGGGCACCAACCCGCCCCAAUACAUCCAGCCCAAUGCCGUCUCCGCCCUUCUGAUGCGCACCGUUGAGGCCAAUCGUCAGGUUCUCUCUAGCCUCAAGGUUUCACAGAAACACUCUGCCCUGCCGUCCCUGAAGGCUUCCUCCACCCUGGAGGAUCUCGCCAAGCUCGGCUUCCAGGAUGCGGCCGUUGCCUGGCCCGUUUUCCAGGCUCUGUGGACGGAGCUGACUGCCACCGCCGCGGCCCCCGGUAUGGAGAAGGACUUCAAGCCCCGUCCUCCCAUGCUGGUGACCGUUGAUGGCAUCGCACAUUGGAUGAAGGAGAGCGCCUACCGCGCCUCCGACUACAGUCCCGUACACGCGCACGACCUCGUCUUCGUCAAGCACUUCCUCUCCCUUCUACAGAACGGCCAGGCCUCGCUGAAGAACGGCGGUAUGGUCCUCUACGCUACCUCCACCUCCAACAACCCUGCCGUCCACACCCUCGAUGUUGCCCUGGAGCAGCUGGCCGCCCGCCAGGCCGGCGUCAGCCCUUCGUCCCCAGACUACCCUGCCCCCGAGGCUUACAGCGGUGCCGACCCCCGCAUUCUGGAGCUGUUCAAGCCUACUACCGGCAAGGAGCCUCAGUUCGAGCUUCAGACACUCGGUGGUCUGACCCGCGACGAGGCCCGCGGUUACCUGGAGUACUUUGCCCGCAGCGGCUUGCUGCGUGAGGAAGUCAAUGAGACCUGGGUCGGCGAGAAGUGGAGUCUGUCCGGUGGCGGUAUUAUUGGCGAGUUGGAGAAAUUGGGUCGUCAUGUCCGUGCCACUGCGCAGCCUGCCCAUGUUCUCAACUAAAGUGUUGGUUGGAUAUACCACUAUACCUGUUGUCUGCUCCUUGGGCUUCGAUUUUUGAUUCGGGCCUCGGGCUGCUUUAUUGUAAAUGGGAUGCUCGCAGUCUCUUUUUUGUUUUCUUAUAUGUAUUUUACAAUCUGAGUCUCCUGUCUUUUCUUUUCUUUUCUGUUUGUAUGCAUAUAAUGGAUAUGUUGGGGUCUUCAUAUGGGUACGUAGAGAGGCGUGAACAUUGUAUGCCGUUGAAGCUAACAAUUUAAAUUUGUGUGAGCAGUAC